Molecule: messenger RNA, 624 nt
Organism: Daldinia childiae
Lineage: Eukaryota; Fungi; Ascomycota; Sordariomycetes; Xylariales; Hypoxylaceae
Exons: 1
Coding region: 1-624 (207 amino acids)
Source: RefSeq, a predicted model, not a curated record
AUGGAGUACACAGAAAAGGUGCCCAACCGAGACCGCACGCGGUUCCGGUAUGGACUCGGUGUCCUGGCUCCUAUAGUAGCGUGGCCAACACUGCUCAUGCCUAUGGAUUUUGCACUUACAUCUCAGUUCGCGGCUUUUGUCAUGCUGUACUUUGCUGAUUCUCGAGCUACCGUUCGAGCUUGGGCACCCUCGUGGUAUGGAGCAUACCGGUUUGUAUUAACCGCUGUCGUGGGCGCUGCCAUUUUUAUCAGUCUCAUCGGGCGGAUGAAAGUAGGCGAUGCGAAGCCAAGGCUAACAGGCCUGGAUGAGAAGCUACACGGCCGAAGGGGCGAGGAAGAUUAUACCAAGAAGUGGGAAGAUCUUGAGAAUAAGGAGAAAGAAAAAAUAGAAAAGGAAAAGAAGGCCGAAGAGAGAAAGAAGAAAGAAGAGGCAAAGAAGGCAAAGGGGGAUGAGAAGAAGUCAAGUAGCGGGAAGGAAGGGGGUAAAGAGGAAAAGGAUGAAAAUGAUGAAAAGAAGGACGAUAAGAAGGACGAUAAGAAGGACGAUAAGGAGGACGAUAAGGAGGAGGAUAAAGGUGGGAAGGAUGCGAAACAAGCCGACAAGAAGAAGGGUGACAGCAAGUGA